Lodderomyces parapsilosis is the source of this 1485-nucleotide messenger RNA. RefSeq lists its product as uncharacterized. The transcript has a single exon. The coding region runs from base 1 to 1485 and encodes 494 amino acids. Lineage: Eukaryota; Fungi; Ascomycota; Pichiomycetes; Serinales; Debaryomycetaceae. The record is from RefSeq and is a predicted model, not a curated record.
AUGAUCAAACGACCUUUUAAAAUACGAAAGUAUUCCAUAAUACCGAGCCUACACCAAAAAACCCCACCUCAUGAACCUGUGCCAAAUUUCGACUCCGAUAAAAGAUUUUCUCAAGCUCUUAAAAGAAAUGAAAGACGACUAAGAGAAUACGAAGAUGCUAUUGAAUUGUCCAAACAGUAUAAACAACACCGGCUGAACUUGAUAGACAUUCUUCUGGAUGGGGCCAAUAUUGGUGCCAUGUUUGACCAUGAUCCCAAAUGCAAAAUGUCAACUUAUGAAGAGAUGUGUAAAGAUAUAGGAGGAAAUCAGGGCUAUAUGGCGUACAAUGACAUUGAAAUGAGAAACACGAUGAUGUUGGUUGCGAGUUUAUUCAUGGAGAAUGUGGUUUCUGAGAUGAAAUUAAGAUGUGUUAGGGUUGAUCUUGAGAGUGAUGGAUUUUUCAAUCAGAUUAAAUCAUCCACUGAGUUUAUUUCGUUGGAGCAGUAUCGUUUGAAUUUCCAUGCAUACAAGUCUUCACAAUGGUUGAGUACUGCAAAUGCUGAUACGAGCAAUGGUAUCAACCCCAUUGUAUUCAAACUGAGCAAACAUAGUUCUGGUCCAAUAAUAAAAUCACUUGAAAUUGCAUUUGAGCACUAUGCAUCUUCCACAAGCAAGUUAGCUCACUUACAAUUGGCCUUGCAAAUUGUUCAUAUCUUGACCUCUCCUCAUGACAAUAUACCCACGAUAAAACUAUGGCUGUACCUACUUGACAAACUCGGCAAUUGCCAGUUAAUAAACUAUCAACAAAUUGUCUAUUUGUCAUUGUUUCAAUACAAACACCAACCAACAGUUCUUGCUGAUCCACCACCAACUGCUGACUCCAUAUUUGCACCUUUGAUGGCUGAUCAUUUUGUUCAUUUGAUUGCCCAGGAUCCAGAAAUGCUAAUUCCAUUACUUCGGUAUCAACUACUUCGUAAAGAUGAAACAAUGUUUUUGGAGCUAUUGUCGUUCUUGACAUUGGACAAGAUUGCCAGUGAAAUGCAAGUUAUCAAAUCACCGAUGUUGUCAAAAUCAAAAUACAAAAUGCCGAAAUAUGUCCCUGGUCUCGAUCUUGAUGAGAGAUUAUUAACAAUAUCACGAGCCAGCAUGUAUCAAAUUAUGGAAAUGGCAAUUGAAUUUCAAUUGUACCAGUACCUUGACUUAUUAUUCAACAAGAUUGUGUUGCAUUCUCGUGACAGGAGCCUGAUUGAACUCAAUUAUGUCGAGGAUGUAUUGGUUGAAGGAAAAGUAUUUGAUGAUGCAUUGUUUGGUAUACUUUUGGAUGCUGCUGUAAAAUCGAAUGAUUUGGGUCGUGUUGUGUGGCUCUUGCCUUUUAUUGAUGAGUAUAUUGUCGAAGUUGGUGUGAUGAAUGACGAAUUGCAAGCGCAGUUGUUGUCUACAUUGCGAUUUUUCAAUCUCGAAGGUAAGUUGAAGAGUUAUGAGGACAUACUUGACAAUACCAAAUAG